Molecule: messenger RNA, 1158 nt
Organism: Adineta steineri
Lineage: Eukaryota; Metazoa; Rotifera; Eurotatoria; Adinetida; Adinetidae
Source: the annotation of a GenBank genome assembly
AUGGCUAAAGUACAUCCAGAAAUCGUACUCGAUCCGAAUCAGCUGCCAAAAACUGUGACAACAAUUCCAUCCGCGUCAUCCUCUCCGUCAGCAACGCUACCACCACGGCAGUUGCCAAAAUCUUUGACUGAUUUCAAAUUAUAUGUGGAUUCAAAAUGUUGUUAUCACUCGGUACCACUCGAAACAGCUGAACUUGUAAACGUGCACCCGAAAGUUGCCUACAAAUGUCAGAUAAAGAUACUUAUGGAAGUCAGAAGUGAACAUUGGAAAGUAGAACCUGCAACGUGGAACCAUGAAACAAUACUCGCCAGUACUACUUUAGGUCGAUGGUUCGAGGAUACCAAACGUGGUGGUCAACCGAUAGGCAAUAUAUGGAAUGAUUACAACUUCCAGCUUCCGUCGUCGGACGAAAAGUCAACAGAUGAACGAGCAUUGCCUCAUUGUAACUAUUUGACCAGAUGUGAUGACUGUACAGGAAAAGGCUUAAAAACAUGCAAACUGUCAGAAUGUGGUGGAAGUGGUGAAGUUCGAUGCACUCGAUGCAAUGGACAGGGUCGAACAGAAACAGCAACACACAUUAUUAUAUGCGGAUGUAACAAUGGUAAGGUCCGUUGCUCAGUUUGUAAAGGUGGAGGAAAAGUGCAUUGCUCAACGUGUAAAGGUUAUGGUGGAUUCUACCACUCAGCUAGUUUGCGAGCUGAAUGGCAUACACGAAUAACCACAUGGUACUGCCAAAAUUCAUUUCUACCUGAGAAACAAAUUGAGAAAGCACAACGUGUCGUCUUCUGGAGAAAUACACAACAGCCAUGGUCAAAAGAUGCAUCCAUCAAUGAAUUUGUUCGCUCGCUCCAACAGGAUCAAGCACAUGAGAAGAUCCAGCUGAAAAUGAAUCUUAUAAGGGAAUAUCAGGAGAAACAUCUUCAGCCAACAUUAGGAAAUAAUAAUAGAAUGCGCAGAUUGGUUUGCACAAUAGAAAAGUUGGAUUUUGAAGAAGUUCACUACACUCUCAACAUGAAAUAUGUUAAUAAAAAAAAUUCAGCAUUAGUUUCUCCAAAUUUUCUAAUGAAUACAUUUGUUCGUAAUAAUGAGAAGAAGUUAAAAGUAACAUUCAAUGAUGAUAAACUUUCAACUAUAAUUUCAUACUUUACAUUAAAUUAA